Molecule: messenger RNA, 19437 nt
Organism: Phytophthora sojae
Lineage: Eukaryota; Oomycota; Peronosporomycetes; Peronosporales; Peronosporaceae
Exons: 9
Coding region: 1-19437 (6478 amino acids)
Source: RefSeq, a predicted model, not a curated record
AUGUGUGCAGGAGGCACUUACGCUGCAGACUCCGGUGCUGCGCCCUGUACGAAGUGCUCGGUUGGUUAUGAAUGUGUGGACCCAAAAGUCGGCCCCGUUGCAUGCUCGGGCGGGUCGUAUUCUCUGGCGGGUAGUUUGGUGUGUUCUGCGUGUCCGAGUGGGCAUUUCUGUGCAUCUACAAGCCAAGAGCCUCAGCCCUGUGGUGUGGGGUACUACAGCGCUUCAGGCUCGUUGUCGUGUAAGGCGUGUCCUCGAGGUUACGCCUGCACUAGUGCUACGACUGCUGCCCCAGUUGCAUGUGCGCUGGGCACGUACAGCAGUGUUGAGGGGGCCUCGACGUGCGCGGUGUGUGCACCCGGAUGGUUCUCACUGGGAGGCGCUGUGCAGUGCACUAUUUGUCCCGCAGGUUAUGCGUGCCCUGACCCAACGACUUCCCCUCCGGUCGCUUGUCCUGACGGCUACUACAGCUCGACAGGUGCCACGGCGUGUACUGCCUGUCCUACCGGCUACGCGUGUCCAGAUUCCACGGCCAAACUGCUCGUUCCUUGCGCGAAGGGGACGUACUCAACUGGUGGAGCGAGUUCCUGCACUCCGUGCCCUGCCGGCUACUCUUGUGCGUUCACAAACAGCUCCAGCGCCGAGCCGUGCCAAGCAGGAUACUACUCGACGUCAGGCUCCGGGUCGUGCGUCGAGUGCCCGCGAGGUUACUACUGCGAUACGGCCAACGAGAUGCCCAAGAACUGCUCGGUCGGCUACUACAGCCUUCGCGCGUCGACAAGCUGUCUGGCCUGUGAUCCAGGCUACGAGUGCCCGCGGUCGGAUCAACUGCCGCAGCCUUGUCCAGUGGGCUACUAUAGUGCAGGUGCCGUGGCCAACUGUCGUUCGUGCUAUCCAGGAUACAAGUGCAGCCUCGCCUCGACGAACCCGACGCCGCCCGAAGACGCGUGCCCACUGGGAGGCUACUGCAACCCGGCUACGACCUUCUUCUUGUGUCCUGCAGGAACCUAUGGAACUAAAAUGGCUGGCGAGAGUAUCGAUCACGCGUGUGCUCCAUGCCCUGAAGGUUAUUACUGCGAAAUGGGAGCGACUCCGCUCACGCGGCAGCUUUGCCCCGCAGGCUUCUUCUGCCCCGAAGGCACCAAGCGCGCGUCUCAAAACCCUUGUCCAUCGGGGACAUUCAACCCGGACGCAGGACAGAAGAGCUCCGAUGCGUGCCAGGUUUGUCCGGCAGGCAGCUACUGCCCAACUGGCAGCUCGGAGCCGCAGACGUGUCCACUGGGCUACUUCUGCCUCGAAGGCACACGCGCUGCGAACCAGUACCCGUGUGCCGCAGGGACGUAUAGUGGCGACCAAACUGGCUUGGUUAUCGGCUCCCAGUGUCACGAGUGUCCUGUUGGCAAGUAUUGCCCCGAAGCGAGCAGCUCCCCGACGAAUUGCCCAGCGGGGACUUACAACCCGCAGACGGGAGCAGCGGAUCUGUACGAGUGCUUGGACUGCCCCCCAGGCUGGUCGUGUCCUCACGUGGGUCAAAGCAACUACGUCGAUCGCUGUGCAAAGGGCCAUUACUGUCCUGGAGGCACCGUGCUCGCUACAGACCAUCCGUGCCCCGCUGGCACGUAUACCGAGAACAUCGACCUGAUCCGAGCGCAGGACUGUACCAUUUGUCCGCUGCGCCACGCCUGUUUGCAGGGCACCGGAGGCGAAACGCAAACCAUGUUGGAUUGUGGCCCAGGCUUCUUCUGUCCGAACGGCACCGCGUACUCGAACCAGUUCCCGUGUUUACCGGGGACUUGGAGCUCGAGCACGUCGCUAGCAGCAGCUGAAGAGUGCAAUAUCUGUCCACCAGGCAGGUAUUGUCAAGGCGGCAAGUCCUUUAUCGACGGAAACUGCGCUCCGGGCCACUAUUGCCCGCUGGGGACAUACUCGAGCACGCAGUUCCCGUGUCCAAGUGGCACCUACACAUCCAGCACGUCAUUGUUCGAGCCCAGCCAGUGCGACGACUGCCCGCCAGGUUACUACUGCCCCGCGGGCUCCGUCGCUCCGAUACCUUGCAAGGCUGGGAGCUACACGCCCGUGAACAACACCAAGACAGUGGGGCCGGCGGAUGCUUGGCCAGCGUGCGUCACGUGCCCGGCCGGCUACUACUGCGUCGAAGCCUCGGUGAGUCCCAAACCUUGCGGCAAAGGCAAGUUCUCCACCAGCGGAGCCAAGGCGUGCUCGACAUGCGAGGCCGGCUACUUCUGCAACAGCGACACGACCAGCGCAGCGAAUAUGCGCUCGAACGCGGUGGGGUGGUCUGCGCCCGGGGCCCUCUACGGCACGUGCUACAACGGCACGUACUGUCCGCCAGGAUCGGAUAGUGAGCCAGCGCUGGAGACGGAUGCCUGUCCGGCGGGAUACUUCUGCCCCACAGCGACCCCCGCUCCGGUGAUUUGCCCAGCGGGCAGCUACAGUAACCGCACCGGCCAAGACAGCAUGAGCGACUGCACGCCGACACCCGCAGGUUACUUCAGCCUUGCAGGCGCGUUGCAGCCCACGGGGGUGUGCGCUCCAGGCUUCUACUGUCCGCUGCGAUCGACAUCUCAAACCCAAGUGCCGUGUCCAGAGCGAUAUUAUAUUAAUCGCAGCAUGGGGGCUAGCGAGGAGGACUGCGCGCUCUGCGUCUCUGGAUCGUACUGCCCCAUCGGGACGGCCUACCCGAUCACUUGCCCGGCGGGAUAUUACUGCCGUACGGGCAUUUCAAGCCCUGAGCCAUGCCCAAUUGGCACGUAUGCUAAUGCUUUGAGGCUUAGAGCGGUGGAAGACUGUCUGGCUUGUCCGCCAGGCAUGUAUUGUGAUUCCACGGCGCUUACGGUCCCUCGAGGACUUUGCGACCCUGGCUACUACUGCAUCUUGGGGGCCUACACUUCAGCGCCGAUGAAUUACGAGUCCUCCCUCUUUGGCGUGACCAACCGACACACCGGCGACCAGUGUCCUCAAGGAGCUUACUGUCCACUGGGGUCCUCGUCGCCGACGUUGUGCCCACAGGGGACGUACAACCCCUUCACCGGUUUGGAGUCUGUGGCACAAUGCGUUCCGUGUAAUCCAGGCCAGUAUUGUGAGACCCCGGGCUUGCUUCAACCUACAGGUAGCUGCCACCCCGGCUACUACUGCACUGGAGGAGCUGCGGUGCCCACGCAAAUGGAGACGCCCAGCGGGUCGUUCUCCCUGGAGGGGGCCACUGCGCCGACGCCCUGUCCGCCAGGCCAAUAUAAUCUCUACCCAGCCCAGCACCAGUGCGUCGUUUGCCCCGCCGGCUACUACUGCGGAUUGCCCGGUACGAUCUCGCCAACGAUCUGCCCCACGGGAAACUAUUGCCCCAAGGGGACCAGCUUACCUGUGAAAUGCGAACCGGGGACGUUCGCAGACGUGCAGGGCCUCGUGAAGAUUGAGCAGUGCGAGCCGUGCCCCAGCGCGCAGUACUGCGAUUCGUACGGGUUAUCAGCUCCACGCGGACCUUGUCUAGCUGGCUUUGUGUGCUUCGGAGCCUCGCCAGUUGCCAACCCGGUGGCCCAGAGCUAUGGUGACGUGUGCCCGGUCGCGAGUUAUUGUCCCGAAGGCACAGGAAGUGCCAUAACCUGUCCAGUUGGCUCGUUCCGACCGUCCAAGGGAGGAACCAGUCUGGCGUCGUGCUCGCUUUGCCCCGGAGGCAAGCACUGCAGUGCUACAGGGUUAACAGCGCCCUCAGGGUCGUGCAGCGCUGGCUACUAUUGCGUUUUGAAUGCGUCUUCGCCAUCGCCAACGGACGGCGUGACUGGAGGAAUCUGUCCUGCAGGAUUUUACUGCCCCGAGGCGAGCUCGGCCCCUAUCAAGUGUGCUGCUGGCACGUACGCAGCAGACAAGGGCCAAAGCAUCUGCAACGAGUGCCCGAUGGGGUAUUACUGCGACGGCGUGGCUACCAACACGUACGCGGACUGUCCUUCGGGCCACUAUUGCCCUGCCGGCACUGCGGAAGUCCCUGUGCCAUGCCCAAUCGGCACGUUUAGCAGCGCCAUCCGACUCACGAACGCCACCGAGUGUCUGGAAUGCACCCCAGGAUCAUUCUGUGACGGCGUGGCGCUAGUGCAGCCCACGGGUUUGUGCGCUGCUGGGAACUUCUGCCCUCCCCGAUCCGAGAGCGCGUAUGGCAAGACUGCAGAGAACGAAACCCACGUCUGUCCCGCUGGCGCGUAUUGCCCGCAAGGCACGUAUUUUCCUGUACCGUGUGCGGUUGGGACUUAUUCGAAUACGACCGGGCUUGUACAGUCCAGCGACUGCGUGUUUUGUGACGAAGGCAGGUACUGCUCCGACGCAGGACUCGUGGAGCCCUCGGGGCUGUGCGACGCUGGUUCCUUCUGCAAGCGCAACAACACGCACUCGAAUCCGUCGUCGGGGGUUGUCAAGAGCAUUGUGAGUACGGCUGACAGUGCUGAGCUGGCCGUCUACUUUGGAGGAGAUUCGUGUCCAACUGGUUCGUAUUGUCCACAGGGCUCUGUCAGCCCGAUAUUGUGCCCGGAAGGAUCAUACACCAACACCACGGGCUCCGCUACGUGCCUCGCGUGCCCACGGGGAUACUAUUGCCCACUAGGCUGCAACGAUUACCUUGUCAACGAGUGCCCGAUGGGCUACUAUUGCCCCGAAAGCACUCAAAGAGGUACCCAAUUCCCAUGCCCACCGGGGUCAUUUGGUACGGUUUACGGUUUACAGGACCUCUCGCAGUGCACUCCCGCGCCAGGAGGCACUUACAUCGACGAGUACGCGGCUGUGAAGCCCAAGGGCAAUUGCCGUAGUGGAUUCUACUGCUCUGGGGGAUCACCGACAGGAACCCCGGCUGAAGUUACUGCAACGGGCGGGCCGUGUCUCCCUGGUACCAAUUGCCCCGAAGGCUCAGCGGUGCCGAUCGUGUGUGACGCCGGAGCUUACUGCUCGUCGACAAACACUGACGCCGCUCUACCGUGCCAUGAAGGGUUCUACUGCGUUCAAGGUUCGUAUACGGCCACCCCGACGGGCCAGAACAACUCGCUCGGGAUCAUUGGAGACGUGUGCACCAGAGGCCACUACUGUCCGCAGGGCACUAGCAACCCCAUUCCGUGUCCGCCAGGCACCUAUUCGGAGACGAGUCAAAACGUGAACGCCAGCUACUGCCUCCCGUGCUCUCCUGGCUACCUCUGCAGCUCUUCUGGGAUCGUCACCCCAUUCGAGAAGUGCCCGGGUGGGUAUCUCUGCACUGGCGGAGAGAGUACGGCCACGCAGCUUUGUCCUAAGGGCUUCGAGUGUCCGGAGGGGUCUUUCGAGCCAACGCCGUGCCCCGGUGGGUCGUUCGCGGACGAGAAAGGCCUGGCUCAAUGCAAACUGUGCCCGGAACGAUACUACUGCGCGAUCGGGAGUAUCACGCCUCUGGAGUGCCCUCACGGCUACUACUGCCCCCUGCAAACCCCGUCUCCGACCAUGUAUCCGUGCCUUGCGGGGUCUUUCGGCGAUCAGAGGGCUCUCGCAAGCUCGAAGGAGUGUGCACGCUGUCCGCCGGGGAAGUUUUGCUCGGGAUUGCCUCCAACCAACACGACGUCGGGUGACUGUGCGCCUGGUCACUACUGCGUCGGGAAUGCGACGACAGCAGAGCCAACUGACGGAGUUACGGGGGGAUUGUGUGCUGGUGGCCACGUUUGUCUCGGCGGCGCGUGGUUGUCCGAUCCGAUUGACGGCACAACAGGAAGGAUAUGCGACCCCGGUUACUACUGCCCGCUUGGAUCGUUCAGCCAGAUCCGCUGUCCAAAGGGGACGUACAACAGCGCUGAGAAGCAGAGCUCCUGCGUCACUUGUCCCGCUGGAGGCUAUUGCGGCACGAACGCUACCGCUCCAGUACCUUGUCCUCUUCGCUACUAUUGCCCAGAGGGGAUUGAGAACCCCUUGUUGUGCCCAAAUGGUACCUACGGACACGCUGUGGGGCUGACGGCCGCCACGGAGUGUGCUCCGUGCACUGCAGGCAAGUUCUGCGUCGGGGGAACGAUCACCGCCUCGUGUUCGGCGGGGUACUACUGUAAAAUGAGCAAUUACAAUCCGAAUCCGUCGACGAAUACCAUGGAUGGCGUCUCGGACUCGGAUGAUGACCUAGUGUGGAGGACGGAGCUUGGAGGGCCCUGCCCGAUCGGCUACUACUGCCCGGAGGGAGUACUGGACCCCAUUGCGUGCCCCAAGAACUCGUCACGCCUCGAAAUACUCGGGAUCUCACUGAGCGACUGCGCCCCGUGUCCCGCAGGGAAGAGCUGCAACGACGGCACCAAGACCGUCCCCUGCCCCGCUGGAUCCUAUUGCCCGUACGGCGUUGGCGAAGUUCCCUGUCCAGCCGGGACUUUUAACGGUGUUGAAGGGCAAGCGAAGCUGGAGGACUGUCUGCCUUGCGACGCAGGGAAGCUCUGCAACCGGACGGGGAUCAUCGGCCUCGCAGACUACGACUGCCCACCAGGGUCCUACUGCCUCCGAGGCUCGAGCGAGCCUCACGCUUGUCCUUCUGGGACCUAUCGAGCUGUAGGCGCUGGAAGAAGCUCCGAUGACUGCGCCUUGUGCGUCAAUGGGUCCUACUGCGAGGCAGGAGCUACGCUACCCCAAGUGUGCAACGCAACUACGUAUUGUCCUGAGGGUGCAGGCUCGCCAUUGCUGUGUCCUGGUGGCAGCUACUGCCCGUAUAACACCACGACACCCGUCACAUGCCCUGAGGGAUACUUCUGCUCACCGGCCGUUGACUCGCCUUCCAUCUGCACCAUCGGCCACUACUGCCCUAGCGGAACGACAGCUCCAAUCCCCUGUCCAUUAGGGUAUCUUGGCCGCACGACUCCACUGGACGGAGCGUACACGUCGCUGUAUUCCUCCUGUGAAGCUUGUCCCCCCGCAACGUUCGGUAUUGAUGCUAACCGGACUCGCUGCGACGAAUGCCUCGAAGGUUUUGUGUGUCUAGGAGCUACAAACUCAAGCCACCCCGAGAGUCGAGAGCGUGACAGGGGCUACCCUUGUCCACCGGGGUACUACUGCCCAGCAGGGAGCUCGUCGGAGAUCGCGUGCCCUAGCGGAACGUACCAGCCCAACUACAAGGCCACGAACGCGUCCGCUUGCCUGUUUUGUCCAGAGAACUCGUACCAGAACGCGGUGGGGCAGCCCAGCUGCUUGCCGUGCUCAACGAGCGCGUACGCGGGGACUGGCGCCACUAAAUGCACGUGCGUCGGCAGCCACCGAGCCUUCCAGAUGACGGACGGGUACUGCAUCUGCGAGCCUGGCUACGAGUUCUACGACCAAGAUAUGAUCCUCCGCAGCGACGAAGACGGAGACGUGGACUGCCAGCCGAUUGUGUACGACCGAUGCAGCAGCAACCAAGUGCGUUCCGAUAGCGGCCUGUGCGUGUAUGCAAGCGGCACGGCCUGUGAUGCGAGCUGUAACAACGGAACUGGCACGUACGUGGCGAGUCUGGGCGUCUGUCAGUGCGACGAACAACCUGAUCUAGACACAAUCUGCAACAAGAAGUGUCGCGACGACGCCAUCCAGCUCCAGGUCAACAGCACUACGGGCGAGCUGCAGCUGUACGAUCCAGCCACGGGUGAAGUAUCGCCCCUACCGGAGGACGACGGCACUUCUAGUAGUGGUCUAGUGUCCAAGGUGUCGUGCACCACAGGGAGUGACUGCCAGCUUCACUCGAUCGCAGUGGCCUCGACCGGCUUUUCGGGGUCCUACGACCUCCCGUCAUCGAUCUCCGAUGCAGCUUCUCGACGAAGACGCCGACUGACCACUGCAUCGACCCCUUCCUCCAUCGCGAACCCGAUGGUGUGCUUGUCGGUGGGGAACGGUCUGCUCUUCGACUUGUCGGUGGCCGGCGCCUAUCCGAUUUACAUGAAGGACUCGAUGCUCAACACGAACCCCAGCUUCGACUAUGGCGCCUUCCGAGCGCUGGCCACCAAGGUGAACGCGAACGCCAGCACCGUGUCCGCCUUCGCGUUUUCAUUCACGGAGGCGGGCACUUACGUCUUCGGGAAUUCGCUAAACGCUGCGGCCCAAACGAUUGUGGUAGUCAUGAAGGCCGGCACGAGCUGCCCCACGGAAGCGGCCAUCGUCCCGCUCAACGAGAAGAACUUGAUCACCGUCAGCGCUAAGCGCCGAACGGACGACCUCAUUUUGGCGCCGGACUGGGCGCUCAUCGUGGGGCUGCUGGGCGGGCUCUUCGGUGUAGUGAUAGCAGUCAUUGCAGGGCUCUACUACUUCCGCGCCAAGAGCUGGACCAACACGGCGGUGAAGAGCGUCAGCGGGUACCGAGCCAAGAGCAAGCAAGUGAACCUCUCGGCCAUGCACUCGAAGGGGACGGUUGCUGUGAAUACUACCAGCGACGCUCCUGUAGGCGACGGAAGUCUGCUGGCGACUGAGCCAACGACGACGGGGGUGAAAGAGCUCCAACUGGGCGGCCAGGAGCCGACCAAGGGCAACGCGAUGGAAUACCAUGCGGAUUUAGGUCGCUGGGAUGAGGAGGACCUGGAUCUGCGAGAGCUCGUGGACAGACUGCAGUUCCAUCACGAGGCCGUGUCCAAGAGCUUCGAGGACCAAAAGGGGGACAUGAAGCAGUUGAUGCAGCACUUACAAGCCGAAGCGAGUGAGCUCAAGAGGCUGUUCGUGAACGCACUGGAGGAGGCGCCUGAAGAGCUCCCGUUGAGCACGAUCAGUGGACGUCCGAGGUCGAAGAGUGUGGCGGGUAGGGAGAAGUUUCUGCUGGAGAACCUGGAGCGCGAUCUGCAGGAGCGUCAGCAGUUUGAGCGGAAGAAGGACGCCAUGUUGGGCAGUGUGAGCGCGGGUCUGCGCGAGAUCGAAGGCUGGAGUACGCAGCUAGCGGAAUUGACUGGAGCGAUGGUGCAGGAAAUGUCCUCGCCUAGUGAUGAAGCUGUGCCGGAGCGCACUAGCACGAACGAAGAGACCUGUCUGGAGCAUACUCGCGUUGUUCUCGACGACUUGAAGAGGCUACUGGGCUCUGACCCAAUGACUCAAACAUCGUCGUCGCUUAUCCACCUCGCGGAAGCGGAGAAGGGUCGGCGUGAAGUGGGCAACUUCGUGCUGGAGGCAUCGCAGCGAUAUUUUACGCCUCCUCAACGUACGAGUACGACCGGGACAGCAACUCAAGACUCGGAUACGGCUGUCGAAGAGUUGUUGGAGCUGCGCAAUGAGGUGGAGAAAGCCCAGAGCAGGGAGGACGAGGCGCUCUUCGGUCCGAUGCCGACGCUGCAGAAGUUUGGAGCCGCGCUACCGCAAGUUCUCGCUACACUUGACGACUUGGAGGCCAGCUUCCGUCGCGAGCUGGACGCUGUGCGCGAGGAGCAAAACCCUGUCAAGGAGCGCAAUGUGCAGGCUCAGAUGCAGAGCCGUCUCAGUAAAUUGCUCAAGGAAGUCGCGGCGGGGGCGAAGAAGGUGAAUGAAAAGCUGGAGAAGGAGGCGCAACGAGCUCUGAAGCUGCAACACGGCGCUCAACAGGCAGAAGACGCACUGAGUAGAGCUGUGGGCAGCGCGAAAGAGCAAUGGAAGAUGGCCGACCAGGAACAGAAGGACCGUAUGACAGCAGUUAAUGCCCAAGUGUCUGAAGCUGCGAGAGUUGAGACCCCCCAACCUCCCACUCCAUCAGCAGAGGAAGAGGCUGCGACUAAGCUCCGAGACGACACGCUUUUCCAGAUCAAGGAGCUUCUCGUUGGACUUACGACUCUGCUUCGGACUAACGGCGUGCCCUCGACGGUCAAUCCUGAACAGUUUGCGAUGGGUACAUCCGACAACGCACCGACCAAGGCUGCAGAUCCUCGAGUACUAGCAGAAAGCAAGCGUAAAAUUGAGAGUGACACGCGACAAAGUGCCGCGGAGUAUGCGUUGGCACUUGAUGCGACUUACCCUCAGCUCUCGGCGGUGGAGAAGGAGCGUCUUCUGGACGAUUUUGCUUCGGAUCUGCGUAAGAUUCAGUCGGCUAUCAGUGUGGAGGCUACGCGCACGCAAGCUGAGCUGGCGACGAGGCAGGCAGCAAGGGAGGUACUGCGCGAGGCCCAGAAGGCGCAAGUGCAGCGUCGAGAGCAGGAAGAUGCCGACGUGUUGAAGGCUCAGCACGACGAGGAGGAACAAUCGUUGGAGUCGCAGUUCCGAGAGGAAGAGCUGGCCAUUGAGCAGGAGUACCUGCAGGAGUUGUCGAGUCUUGAGAUGGAGUUCGGAGCUGGCGGGGACGAGGCUGGGGGAGACUUCGCGGAGCCCCCAGGGGAUCUGAUGGAAGAUUUCGAUGCAGGCAUGGGAGGAGAUGAAAGCCUUCCACCAGGGCUGAUUGAAGUCGGAGAGUUCUCAGAUGAAGGUGAAGGCCUUGAACCUGGAAUCCCUGGGGACGACAACGCUGACAUCAUCGCGCAGCUCAACGACGUGUACUCACAGGCGUGGAGUGAUCGCGUGCGAGUUCUCGCAAUGGAGGACGCGCUUCGAAGAGAGCAGCUGAAGGAGCGGCUGCAGCGUAAGCGGAAGACGCCGAAUGAGGCUUUUCCGGGUGAAAAUGAGGGUGACGGCGAAGAAGCGCUAGAAGCAGUCGUGAAGCAGCAGGACGACAUGGACGCGCGCCAACAAGAAGCUGUGACUCGCGCGAUUAAUCGUCUUCGAGAGCGAGUAGAGGAGUGUCAAGUUAGCACUCCUCUUGAUCGGAGUUCAAGUCAACAAGGUUCUCUUCAGCCUGUGGAUGCUGUCUCAGAGUUCACGAUAGCGGCGAGGAAUGCAGCUCAAGCGGAUAAAGGGCAAGGGGAGAGCAUCUUUGCGAAGGCCGAGGCGGAGCUUCAAAAGCUUCAAAGCGAAUACGACCGCGAAUUUAUGGCGUUGAGGGGGGAGAUCGAAAACGAGCGACUGCGCCUCGAAGCCAAAAUGCGAGAAAAGUUGUCGGCUAAGCGCCGUCCCUCUCCAGAGGAGGAGGAGGAGGAGUUGGAGACCCAACUGGCCGAGUUCACUGAGAAAGCCAUCGAGGAGCUGCGGGAGAAACACUUCCAACACCAGCAAGAAAUCGAGGCGCAGAAAGCUCAAGCGACUAUCGCUGUCGCGGUGGCAGACGCUCAGUUAGCGUUCCUGGAUGACCUAGAACCCAGCAGCCAAGCUGCUGCUGAACCUCCAGCAGCGACCUCUGCAGCAGCUCAGACGCCACGCGCUCGACUCGACCUAACGGGGGAGCUGCUGGAGACCCUUGCCAGUCGAAUCCCUGCGCAGAUUGAACAGCGAACCCAGGAAGCGUUUGACGAGCUCCACGCGAACUACGUACGGGCGUGUACUGAGCGCAGGCGAGAGCUGGAGGCCGAUGCAGCGUUGCGCAAAACGCGUUUACAGGAGAAGAUCAAUCGCAGGUGGCUAGAGAUGAGCAAGGGCGAAGAGGCUAAAGAACCCGGGAAGGCCCAGUCGACGAGUUCUCUAUCUGAGCGCCUCGAUGACAAAGAGAUGGCGGCGUUGGCUGAGGUUGACGAAAGUCUCAAGGCUGCAAUGGCAGCACUUGAUGACAGCGAACGGCAAGCAGGAAAGACGCUGGCGAAGGCGUUGGCCUCGACGCUGCACAAGUGUGGCAAGGAAGUCGAAGGAAAGCUUCGCUUCACCAGACAAGACUACGAGCUCGCGCUGAGCAAACUCGCUCCAGGCGAUGAUGAAGGAGCGAAGGGACUCACUCAGACGGUGGUGAAUGCACUGGACGCACUGGAGAACGAGGCCGCCAAGCGGGAGAAAGCUGCCGCCGCGGUCCGAGCAGCGACGGAAAGUGAGAUCGAGCGCCUCAGGGACGAAAGCGCCAACGCUCUGUGGGCGCUUACCCAGGCGCUAGACGCGGAGAAGCGCCGACAGACGCAACGACUGCAACAGAGAAUGGCACAGCGACGCGAGCAGCAACAAAAGCAGCUUCCGCCUGGAUCUUCACCGAAGGAAGUGGCGGAGAUGAAUGCUGUCAUUGCCAAGCAGGAGUCGCUGGAGAGAGAAAGACUGGAAGAGCAGCUCGAGACCCAAGCUCAGCGUGCGUAUGAAGAAGAGCGAGCCAAGCAGCGUGAACACGAAGACCGACUGUCGCAGCAGCUCCGAGAUGCCUGUGUCGCGGAGGCGGCGGCUAUUGCCACAAAAGAAGCGGUUGUCCAAGCCAGAGGCGAAAUCUUGGCCAAGAUGGUCGUCCGAAAGCGGAGCGUGGUGUCUCGUUUGGCAGCUUUAGCCGUGCCUGCUGCACUUGAGAAACCCGGCACCAGCGCUACCAAAGAUAAUGUUGUGGCCGAGAUUAUGGCGGCUGAAGUGGAGCAGCAGAUCAAGGCGUUGAGUGCGAGCCAUCUCCGCGCGUGGCAGCAGCGACAGCAAGAGUUGCAGGACGAUGAAGCGCGACGCAAGGCCGAGUUGGAAGCCCGACUGCGCCGCAAGCGCGAGGCUAAGCGUCAACUUGUAAGCGACGACAAGACCCCAGGGCAAACUCCCAUCGACACCGACAAGGACGAAGAAAACCUUCUGCAGCAGCUCAAAACCGAAGCAAUCAAGCGGAAAUUCGCAAUGGAGGCGGAGGCCGACGCGGAUCUCGAGCAACUCGCGACCACCACUGCCGCUCUGCGUGAUGCACUACGAGUUCAGCGACAAGCUCAACAAGAGGCUCUGCGUGAGCGUCUUAAGCAGAAGCGCCGAGACAAAGUUCAGGAGCUGGAACAAGGCGGUAAAGGCUCUGACCCCGAUGCGCUUGAAACUCUGGACAGUGCUUUAAGUGAAGAAGAGGCGGCAGAACUGCGUGCAAUUGCUGAAAGGGAGACGCAGCAGCUUAGUGCACUCCACGAGAGACUUCGAGAUGAAGUAGGAGCUGCGUUCGCUGAGGCAGACCGCAAGGCUAAAGUGCGCUGCGACGAUGCAAACGCAAAGUUUGCUGCGAGUGAGGACAAGCUGAACAGAAUUUAUCGGGACCAUGAAGAGGGGAGACGCGCGCUCCGUGAAUCGCUAGGCAUCGAGCAGCGUCGGCAGCAGGACAAACUGCUUGAGCGCAUGGCAAAGCGUCGAGCCGAGCGCCUUGCGGAGCUGAAGCGAGGCCACCCGACCGAUUUGACGGAUGACAUGGUGCAGCAGGCAAUGACGGAGAUUGACCGCGAUCAUGAGCACGAGCGUCUGCGGCUGGACGCAACAACAAGUGAGCAAACGUCCCAGGCGCUGCAGGAGCUGGAUGACAAGAUGCGGGCGAAGGAGUCGACCCUGCAGGCUGAAACACGUCGACUGCGCGCAGAAGCGGAAGCCGCUCAGGCAGCUCGUGAGGCUUUGGCGGCAGCUCAUUGCGCAGAAGCCGACAGGAUCACCCGUGAAUUCUACGCGUGUUUGGGCGAUAUGGACGUGGAUGCGUUGAAGGCUCAAGACCAUGCGCCUCUAUCAGCAGUGGUGUUGUCACCUGAGGCACAGGCUGUGGUAGUAGAUGACUUGGAAGGCGAGUUACAAAGGCUGCGUGACGAGCACGACCGCGAGUGGGGCGCACUGAAGAAGCGACUGGAAGACGAGAGUCGUCUGCGCAAAGCGCAACUAGCGGAGCGACUGCAACGCAAACGCCAGGCGCUACAGGAUAAUAUGUCGCUGUCGUCGAGUGAGAGGGAGCGCGCAGAGGCUGCUUUGGAUCGUGAAGAGCAGCAGGAAAACUUAGCUAUCGAUGCGUCUGCCGCUUCAGCCGCGCAAGCGCUUGCGUUGGCGAUUCAACACACCAAGGAGCAAACUGCAGACGCUCUGGUCGGAGGUCUAGCGUCAAGUAGCGACGAUUUGGACGCACUCUUGGAGGCGACUAGGAAGAAGCACGAUGAAGCGCAGCGCAAACUGCGUGAGGCGCUGGAGACGGAGCGCCGCAAACAGGAACAGCUCCUUCAAGAGCGUCUUCGCCAGAGGCGAGCUGCUAGAAGGGAUGGAAUCAUGCCGAUGCCGGCGCAAGGAACGGAGGGGACAGAGGAGGAGGAGUUGAAGCGAGAGCUGGACGAGCAGCUUGCGGCCCAAGAAGUUCAAGCGUGGACUGCACUACGUGACCAAGAGCAGAGAGAGGUUGACGCGAUACUAGCUCCACUCGAAGCUGCAGUCGAGAAGCGACUUGGUGAUGCAGAGCUAGCCGAACGCAGGGCUCGGGAAGAGCUGGAGCGUCUUGCUGCUGAGCACGAUCGACACUUGGCGGAGCUGCGCGCAAACCUCGAGGACGAGAAGAAGCGCCAACAACUCGCACUGCAUGACAAGCUCCGUCGAAAGCGUGAGCAGCAGCAAGCAUGUGGCUCAACUGUGUCAGAUGACGAAGCGAAGGAGGAAGAGCGACUAGCGAUGGAGGCAUUGGAUUCAGCUUUCGAAGCGAACUGGGCCAACACGAAGGCUGAAGCUCAAGAAGCUCGUCGCGAGAAGGAAACGGGGCUGCUGGCGCAAAUGUGCGUGUUGUCAGCCAAUAGAGCUGCGGAGGAGGCUUCCCUGGGACUGCUUGACGCUGCUCGUCUUGAAGCCGAACGUGUGAGAGCUGAGUAUGAAGCAGCUCUAGCUACGAGACUACAGGGAGCUGCGGCCGAGCGCUCAAUCGAUGACGGCUCUGUUGAUCGAGAAAUCGCGAGUGUGCAGGCCGCGCACGCACGCGGUAUGAAGUCUCGACGAGAGCAGCUUGAAGCGGAGACAGCAGCUCGCAAAGCCGCAUUGGCGGCUCGAUUGGAGCAGAAACGACGGGCUGCAGCGAGCGCUUCAUCUGGUGGUGAGGAUUCUGAAGUGGCUGCCGCCCUACUACUGGAGGAGCAACAGGAGUUGCAGGCUAUUGAACGCGACCGCGCAGUGAAAGAGGCCGAGCUGGAGGCGGAAGCUGCGCGUGAGCAGGAGCUCCUUGCAACAUCUAUGCGGGUAGCCAGCGAACGCGGUGCAGCAGACAUCGAGCGGCAGCUUGCAGCGUGUAAGCUGGCUCAUGAGCAGGAAUCGGCCAGGUUGAAGGAAGCUCUUCGAGCCGAGCGUGCUCGGCAGGAGCUAGCGCUCAAGCAAAGGCUGGCUGCGAAGCGACAGCGGCAUAAGGCGGAUGAAGGUGGUGGCAACAAUGAAGAUGGCGACGCGGAGGAUGCUGCGGUGGAGCUAGAGGUUCAAACGGCCCAAGCCGAGAUGGAUGACCAAGAGCGCGCUGCACGACAACAGCUCGUUGAUCGACAGCAGCAGGAGCUGGCCGGCAUCGCCCGAAAGCUGGAGCAAGAGGCUGAAGCCCAGAGACUAGCUGCUUUCGACUUACAAGCUGCAGCAGAGCGCGAACUUAAGCGACUUGAGGAAGAACACGCGCGAGAGCGGCGCUCUCUGCAAGAGGCGUUGCUAGCGGAUCAGCAGAAGCGCGAGGCGCAGCUUCGGGAGAAGCUGGCGAAGAAGAAGGCAGCGCGUGAGGCAAAGGGAGCUGAAAGCCAGCAAGACAGCGAGGCUGUUACUGACGACGAAGCGGCAAUGGCUGGGUUGCAGGCAGAGAUUAUGCAGGAGCAGGCAGCGGCGCUGGCACAAGAACGCAAACGGCAAGAAGCAGCAUUGCGCCAGGCUGCCGCUGAGCUCCAAGAUGCAGCUACAGCCGCGGCUCAAGCUGCCGCAGCCGCUCGUCAAGCGCAGGAUGAAGCAGCGCGAGUUGCAGCCGAGUUUGACAGACACCGAGGAGAAACGCAGCAGCUUGAUGCAGCGGAGGCGGCUAAGUCGAGGCAAAAGCUUGCGGACCGCUUAGCCGAGAAGAAGCGUAAGCAGCAGCUCAAGAACCAGCAGCGACAAGCCGAAAAGGAUCAGCAGGAGAGCGCUACACUCGAGCCGAGUGCGCAGAGUUUGGAGGACGACGCUGAGCGUCUCCGUCUCGAGGCGCAGAUUGAAGCCCAGCUAGCAGCAUGUCGGGAAAUCCAUGACGCCGAGUCCGCCAAGCUGCGCGAGUCCCUGCAGGCGGAGCGCGAGCGACAAGAGCGUGCUCUGCAGGAAAGGAUCGCUCGCCGGAAGGAGAAGCGUGCCUUAGCCGACGCCCAAGCCGCCGCAAAAGGUGACGUGAAAACCGCAGAAGAAGCCGAGCGCAAGCAGCAAGAAGAGGAGGAGGCCGCACUAGCCGCAGCGCUAGCAGCACAGGAACAAGAAGCCUGGGAAGCGAUUCAACGCAAACAGGAAGAAGAUCUUCGGGCGCUGCAGGAGCGCAAGCAGCAGCAAGAGCGUGAGCGCGCAGAGCGACAGCAGCAACUGGCUCAACAGGAAAUGAACCGCCUACAGGAAGAGCAUGAGCGUGAACUGCGAGCGCUGACAGCUUCACUGGCCCAGGAGCAGGCGAGACAGGAGGAAAAACUGCAGCAGCGAAUUGCCCAACGACGUGCUCGAAAGCAGCGACUGGAGGAGGAAGCCGCUACUAGCGGUGCUAAAGCUCAGCAGACCAAUGCUGAUGCCGAAGAAGACGCUCGAAUCGCUGCUGAACGUGAAAAGGCUGAAGCUUUGGCCAAGUCCCAAGCAGAAGCAGAGGCUGAGGCAGAGGAGAAGGAGCGACAAGAGAUUGCUGUUCGACUGGCGCAGAAGCUGGAGGAAGAGCGCGCUCGACAGCGGCGCGAGAAGGACGAGCUGGAAGCUCGUCUCGCCCGAGAAGCCGAGGAGCAAGCUGCCAAGCGAGCAGAGGCGUUGGCGCUACAAUUGCAGCAACAGGCAAUCGAGACGGCCGACAAAAUGGCGCGUGAGUUCGACACGAACUUACGCGAGCUUCGCGAGACCCACAGCGCUGAUGGCGCUGCUCAGAAGGCUCGGCUGGAGUCUCGAAUCGCUGCCAAGAAGGCCCGAAAGCUGCGUGAGCUCGAGGAGAAACGAGAGUUAGAGCGUCAACGUUUGCACGCGCGGCAGCAGCAGGAAGCAGAAGACACGGCCAAGGCCGAGAAGGAGCUCGAGGCCGCACUAGCGCAGGCCGCCAAGGAAGCGGCGACUCCCGUUGUCGAAGAAACCGCGGUUGAGCAAGCUGAAGCUCGUGCUGUGUUGUCUCCUGCCGAGGAGAAGGCUGGCGCUAUGAUUCGAGCUGCUCGACAGCAGCAGCAAGAUGUGGUCGCCGUUCAGCAGCUCUUCACGUAUGGACUUGUACCGUUGAAGCUGCCACUGCUCGGGGCGGUUGAGCUGGUUGUUGGUGCUCGCCACGAGCGAGAACUGGCGGCGCAACUCGCUGAAAUUGCAGCGAGAAGUAUGGAGGACGUUCGGCGGGCUCUUCAAGCCGUGACGCAGGAGAAGGCCGCUCGGAAGGCACAGGCUCUAAUGAAGGGUUCAAGUCGACAAGGCGGCGAAGACCAAACGGAAUCGGAGACGGAGCGCGUGCUCGCAGCGAUCGACGCCGAGUUUGCCGAGAGACUACGUGAGGCAGAGUGGCAAGCUGCACAGGAGAGCGAGGAGGCCAAGCACCAAGCUGAAAAACUCCUCAAGGAGCGUCAGAUGCGCGAGAUCGCGUAUCUCCUGGCACAUUUCGACGCACAGCACACAGCGGCACUUGCCAAUAUGCCAGCGGCCGCUGCCCAGACUCAACCCAUUCAGCAGCAGCCACAGCAGCCUAUGAUGAGUGCAGCGCAGCGUGAAGCUGAAGACCUCGUGGCGGAGCUCCGUGCUCGAUUGGAGCUCGAAGCGAAUGAACGACGACGCGAACUCGAGGAAGACAAGCGGUCGGAGCUGGAGCGUCUAGCACAAGAGAAACAGGACCAGCUCGCACAAGUUGACGCUCGCCUCGCAGCGCUCUUAGCCGAGGAACGACUCGCUAUGACCCAAAUGCUGGCGACAAGGCUGCAGGCGUUGCCUUCUGGGAAGACCAAGCAGCGCGAGGCGGCGCAGCGAGAGCACACUGCCCAACUCCAGCGUCUUACGCUCAUGCUUGAAGGACGUGGGCAACAGCAGAAAUCGCGCGUUCGAGCUCGGAUGGCGCAACAAAAGGCUCUGGUAGAAGACGAAUUCCGUCGCAAGGCCCAGAUCAUUAUCGCCGUGAUGAACCAGCGCCUCGUGCAGGAGAAGGCGGGGCUCCGACAGAAGCAAGAGCUUCUUGCAACAACUUCCUCUUCGGCACCGCCAGCCCCAACCGAUCCGCAAACCCAGCAACAAGCUGCCGAAGCACCACAGUCGGCCCUAACAGCAGAAGUAGCCAAACGUCUGGAGGACCUUUUGGAAGAGCGUCUGACGAAAAUUGAGGCGCUGAUAGCUGCCUUCAAGCGCAGCGAGCAGGAAGAAACCCCGCAGAAGGUUAAUGAACCGGAGCAGACUACCUUACAGCAGGAGGACGACACUGGUUUGGCUGCAUAUCGACGUGCAGUCGCACAGGCUGUAGCAGCAGGAUGUCGCUACGAAAAGGGGUCCGUGGGGGAUGGUGAGGCUUCGUCGUUGUUAGGAGUGCUGGACGCAAAAGAGCUGGACUUGACGAAGCUCGCUCACGUUUCGGUGAACGAGCUGGAUGAGCGGAUGCGAGCGCGACGAGAGUUUGCAGAGCUUCUGCUUCGAACGGUGUCGACUAAGGAAGGGCCUGGAACUGCACUGACGGUUGUUGAGAGCUUCGCGCAUGGCAACAAUGGAGGUGGAGGUGGAGGAUAUGUGAGUUGUCAUGACCAAGGCGGGAAAGCCGCCCUGUACUUGUCCUUGUCAGCGUUGCACGAGCUCUCCACCGGACAGCUCGCAGUCGUGAUGUUGCACGCCUUGGCACAGGCUCGAGCGCAAACUAGCGACCUGACGCACCCGCACUUCAUCUCGCAGCUGUACGCGCUAUUGGUGCGUUGCUACCAAGGCCUGUUUGCCCAUGUCCGACAGCAGCAGAAGGAUCAAGAGGAGAAGUCAAAGGUGGCAGUGGGUAGUGGCGCUGAGUCGAGCAAAAGUGUUGGCUUUGGGCACAGAACGGUCAGCGGUCAAUGGCAGAGCCGGCUACUCGAAGUGGAGGGCUUCUUAACGCGUAUGGAUAGCCAACUGGCCACCUCGGCAUCAAGUCACAGCAUUCAACGUUCGCAGAGCAGUCGGUUGAGCUUGUUGCCGCCCAAACAACGCGAGUCAGACUUGACGGGGGCGUCCAGCGAGACCCCUUCUGGCCUCUGGCACCAAGAGCAGGUUCAAUUGUUGCAGGAGAAGCUCGACACCGCCGAGAAGCUUUAUCUGCAGGUGCUGCGCCAGCGCGAGCAGCAGACGCAGACGGUUGAGUACUGGCAGGAUCUUCUGGCCGAGCAACGCGACGCUGAGUACGAAGAGGACGCGUUCGACGAGGAGGACGAAGACGAAGCAGGAGGCAACAAAAGCAAAAGAGACGAUGCUGACGCCGCCGAGAGACAGCGACAGCGGGAUGCUCGAGCACAGGAAGCUCAAAAUGAGCUCGAUCGAGCCACCCAGGCUCUUGAGGUCACUCGAAAGGAGCGAGACGAGCUUUUUGCGCAAUGCCAACAACUACGCGAUCAGCUGAACGUGCUAAGAGGCACCCGUACUGAGUAG